Molecule: messenger RNA, 833 nt
Organism: Physella acuta
Lineage: Eukaryota; Metazoa; Mollusca; Gastropoda; Physidae
Product: glyoxylate reductase/hydroxypyruvate reductase
Cellular component (GO): cytosol
Molecular function (GO): hydroxypyruvate reductase (NADH) activity; glyoxylate reductase (NADPH) activity; NAD binding
Source: RefSeq, a predicted model, not a curated record
GUUCCCAGCUCGAGAUGAUCUGCACGAUGGCGCCUGACACGAAGAACAUCGACACCGUCAAGUGUCAGGAGAGGAACAUCGCCAUCUACCACGUGGGCGAGUACUGCACGGACUCACACGCCGAGUUCAUCUCAGCUCUCCUGCUGACCACAGCUCGCAGACUCAUUGAAGGAAACGACGAGGUUCUACGCGGCGAUUGGGGACUUUGGCAGCCGAUGCAUUUACUGGGUACCCAGUUGACAGGACGCACCCUCGGGUUUCUGGGAAUAGAUCUAGUCGGCUUGGGCGUGGCCCAACGAUUGAGGCCUUUCGGAAUAGAAAAGAUUAUUUAUUUUGACAAAGAUGAACAUCCUUUGGCAGUGAACGUGUCAGCCCUUAAAGUGGACAUUGAAGAAAUCUUUGCCAAAUCUGAUUUCAUCGUCUGUACAUUGGAGCUGACCCCCCAGACGGAGGGUAUUGUUAACGCCCAGUACCUAGGAAUGUGUAAACCGGAGUGUAUCUUCAUCAACACCGCCAGCGCGGCACUCGUCAACCACGACGACCUCCUACAGGCGCUGAAAGAGGAGAAAAUCGCCGGCGCCGGUCUGGACAGCACCAUCCCCGAACCCCUGCCCCAGGACAGCGAGCUCCUGGCACUGCCCAACGUCGUGGUGACGCCCCACAUGAGCUCAGCCACCCACCGGGGUCGCACGCGCAUCGCCAUGAGACUGGCCAACUACAUGGUCAAUAACCUGGCCUGAUGGGAACCCGUGUGAGCACAAAUCUGUUCAACUAUCCAAUGAAUUUCUACAUCGUUAUGUUUAGCCACUUUGUGGUUACAUUAAAGAGAAAAA